Metarhizium brunneum ARSEF 3297 is the source of this 810-nucleotide messenger RNA. RefSeq lists its product as uncharacterized. NCBI's taxonomy places the organism in Eukaryota, Fungi, Ascomycota, Sordariomycetes, Hypocreales, Clavicipitaceae. Gene Ontology annotation, cellular component: nucleus; cytoplasm. Gene Ontology annotation, biological process: positive regulation of protein catabolic process. Gene Ontology annotation, molecular function: ornithine decarboxylase inhibitor activity. The record is from RefSeq and is a predicted model, not a curated record.
AUGGCGCUUUUAAGUAACCAGAAUUUGAAUUGUAGUAGUAAUUACGGCGAGGACGUCGUUGCCCGAGUCAACGUCCUUGCCUCCUGCUACAUUGUCGACUCAGCUGCCCAGCUCAAGGGCAUCCACUACUGCACUACCGGGGCUGCAGGACUACCUUCUCCUCCAACAAGCCCCCCCCUCGCCGCGCUGACUUCGUCUAACGAGCUCGCUCUUCUUCCGAAGAACAAGAAGCGCGACAAUUCGGGCCACCGUCGCCCGGAGCGACGAGGGGGGGCAGCACUCACGAUCAGGGAAGAAUGUGAGAGAUUCUUUUGUGAGCCCAUGAAGACAGCAUUCCACGGUGAGAGGAACCUGUCGAUGAAUGGCUCCGGCCUGUCAGGUGCUUAUUUACAAACGCCGCCACCAGAGAGCCGGUUAUCCGACGCCUUCCGGCAGAGCAUGGACAUCAAGUCUCAGGGAUUUGAAGUCGAUGCCUGGAUGGAAGUUUGGGAUUACGCUGGUGGUGCGAGCUUUCGGGCCUUUGUGGCAAAUAACGGACAGGAGAAAUCCUUGUUUGUCUUUUUUGACAUUGAAGGUGCCAUGGGACGAGAUCUCAAGAAAGCUCUUAUGGCUCUUAUCGAACUUGCUGAUGGCCCUUUGGAAUGUGCACACAUCGUGACUUGCAUUGAUCGCCGCAUACCCUUUGAGGAAGCACACGAAUUGACCAAGAGCCUUCAGUGGGUUGGAUUCGAAAUGACCACUCUAGACCACUGGGCAAAUCACCUCGAUGUAACGAGCAAACGGUGGGUAUUCAUGGGCAUGGAACUCUAG